GAAUUGGAUGGUAUAUAGCUAGAUUUAAUGUAUUUUGGAGAAAUCCGUCGUCGCAUAGGGAUAUGGGGAUAGAAGGGUUGUUCGCAAUACUGUGGGUAAUAUCAGGCAUAAUAAAUAUUUUUCCAUAUUAUGAAUCCUCAAUGUGUACGUCCGGAAAUACGGAUUAUGCUACGAGAUGUCGUGCAUAUUUCUCAAGUUUAGCAUGUGGUUGGGCCAAUGCAUUAUU
Molecule: messenger RNA, 226 nt
Organism: Acaulospora morrowiae
Lineage: Eukaryota; Fungi; Glomeromycota; Glomeromycetes; Diversisporales; Acaulosporaceae
Source: the annotation of a GenBank genome assembly